Messenger RNA from Xenopus laevis (African clawed frog), 6986 nucleotides. RefSeq names its product KIAA1217 L homeolog. NCBI's taxonomy places the organism in Eukaryota, Metazoa, Chordata, Amphibia, Anura, Pipidae. Gene Ontology annotation, cellular component: cytoplasm. The record is from RefSeq and is a predicted model, not a curated record. The transcript has 20 exons. The coding region runs from base 271 to 6141 and encodes 1956 amino acids.
GACUCCACUGCUGCAGAGAAGUCAAAUGAAUUAUCCAAAAGCCCAUUUACAUUCCACAGGUCUGAUAAAGUGCUGCUGUGACUGCCCACUGCCUCACAGCUCCAACCUGAUUAAACUUGCCUCCUCCUAGCACUUGUAUUCCAGCAGCUGCUGCCCAACUCACAGCACUCCAGGAAUUCUCCGCUGCUGCUACUGUUGCCGCAAAAAAACUAUGAGAAACUGCUGAGGAUCUAAGCUGCCUCCCGGUAAUUGGAUAUAAAAACAGCAGCAAUGUCCAAGCCAUCACGUUUGGCCAGGCCCGUGCCAUCUCAUGUACCCUCUAAGCCGCCUAUGAAUAGGAAAGAAGAUUUUAGCAGCCGAGGAAGGAAAAUCAGCUUAGGAGAGAAGAUUCUGCGAGCAGGCAGUGAAGGGAACCUCACUAAGCAGCAAGUGCAGACAGUCCAAAUAUCCAGCAGGCAAGCCGGCUCCAGUAGCACUAAAGGCCAGUCAAAACAUAGCAUGCAAGGAUCUUCCCUGGAAAAUAUAGAAUUUCAUCAGUCAAAAGAGAAUCUUUCUAAUGGGAACAGUCACAUUCCACAAAAGUCUGGGCGGAAUAUUCCACGGAGACAUACUGUAGGUGGCCCUCGGAGUUCUAAAGAGAUUUUGGGAAUGCAGACAUCGGAUAUGGACAGGAAAAGAGAGGCCUUUUUGGAACAUCUCAAAUACAAAUAUCCUCAUCAUGCCACUGCAAUUAUGGGCCACCAGGAGCGGCUGAGAGAUCAGACAAAAAGUCCGAAGCUGUCUUCAAGCCCGCAACCCAGCCUGGGAGAUCCAGGAGAACAUCUGUCAGAGACCUCUGCUGAUUCCGGAGACAUGAUGUUUGAAGCUGAUACGGCAGUGCCAUUUGUCCGAGGCAGCCGCACAAGAGCCAGCCUUCCGGUUGUCCGAUCCACCAAUCAAACAAAAGAGAGAUCACUUGGUAUGCUGUUCCUACAGUAUGGCGAUGAUACCAAGAAAAUGCAGAUGCCCAAUGAAAUUACGGGUGCCGACACAAUUCGCGCCCUGUUUGUAAGUGCCUUCCCCCAGCAACUGACAAUGAAGAUCCUGGAGUCGCCCAGCACAGCCAUUUAUAUAAAGGACGAGGGCCGAAAUAUCUAUUAUGAGCUCAGCGACGUCAGGAACAUACAAGACAGAGCCUUCCUCAAAGUGUACAAUAAGGACCCUGCGCACGCGUUUAACCACACUCGCGGGACGGUCAAUGGAGACGUAAGGAUGCAACGAGAUAUGUCCUACUCAGUCCGGGAAGGCACGGCGAUCCAUAGGCCUGGGUCUGCAACGUAUCCCUCUCAUGCUGGCCCAGUGUCACCCCCUCCUACACCUGUUCCCCACUCCAUGCCAUCAUCUCCGUCAAGAAUUCCUUAUGGAGGUGGGCGGCCUGCAGUUGUGCAGAGCAACACUACCAUGCAGAGGGAAAGGAUACCAAGCUUGCCGGCAUCGAGAUCCAUAUCUCCUAGUCCCAGUGCUAUACUGGAAAGGAGAGAUGUGAAACCAGAUGAGGACAUGGGCAAUAAAAAUGUUCAGCUGCUAAGGAAUGACAGCAUGUACCAAGACCCUUAUUUAUAUCACGAAGGACGGAUGAGUAUGGCAUCAUCACAUGGUGGGCACCCUCUUGAUGUCCCCGAUAAUAUUAUUGCCUACCACAGGGGGUCCAUGAGAUCUGCAAGCACUUAUUCUAAUUCUUCUAUGCAAAUGGAGUUAAUGGAGCAAUCCAUGUACAGACAAAAAAGCCGUAAGCAUGUGGAAAGUCAUUUGCCAACACUUGGUUCUAAAACUCCUCCAGCCUCUCCUCAUAGAGUGGCUGAUAUAAGGAUGAUGGAGAUGCAUGCCCAUAAUGCUCAUCUUCCUCCCCAUGGUAUGCAGGCCGACAGAUCUUCUCCCCUCCGCCAGUCAUUUAAAAAGGAGCAAAUGUCAGGCAUGUUCGUAGAAGCUAAAGUUCGAAACACAGGUGGAAUAAUAGGUAUGGCGGACAUUGUCCCAUCUCCUACUGAUAAACAAGUGUUUGGAGGGUAUGGAACAGCUGUGCCACCAAAAGAUCCUUACACAAGAGAGAGGAUGCAUGCCAUGGAGAAACAGAUUGCCAGUUUAACUGGCCUUGUUCAGACUGCAAUUUUGAAAGGGCCCAGCCCAAACAACUCUGCACCUAGCGACAAAGUCUUAAAGUCAGCCAGUGGCAGCACUUCAAGCACAGAUCGACCAGGAAAUCAAGGUGCAACUGCUGCAAAGAAUUCAUUAGCCAUUUCAGAAUCAGUAACUCUGAUCAACCAGCAGUCAGCUAUCUGCUCGCAAGACAUGCACGUCAGCCUGCAGGACAUGAGGCGCAAUGUGGCCGAACUCCGACUUCAGCUGCAUAAGAUGAGGCAACUGCAGCUGCAGAACCAGGAGACGGUGAGGCUGAUGAUGAAGAAAGCGGAGAUGGAAAUUAGCAGCAAAGUGAAUGAGAUGGUCAAGAGCCUGGAGGACCCGGUGCAGAGACAGCGCAUCAUGGUGGAACAAGAGCGCCAGAAGUACCUCAAUGAUGAGGAACAAAUUGUUGCAAAGUUGUGUGACCUUGAGGACUUUGUGGAAUACCUUAAAAAGGAGCAGAUCACAUCACAGAGGCUGAUCACCCUGAAGGACGUUGAGGAUCGGGCUUUCAUGCUGCGCCAGAUAGGGGAGGCUGUUUCCAACUUGAAAGGAGAGUUCCCGUACCUCCAGAAUAAGAUGAGGGCAGUGUUGCGUGUGGAGGUGGAGGCCGUCAGAUUUCUGAAAGAGGAGCCCCACAAACUGGACAGCUUAUUGAAAAGAAUCCGAAACAUGACAGAUGCCCUUUCUGCCUUAAGAAGACACGCCACCGAUGGACCCUCCAAGGCCACUGACAUCAAUCAGACCAGCCAGUUUCUCAUAACAGAAAGAGUGACUGAGUCUGAUUCACUCCAGGUUCAUGAGGAGAAAUCCCAAAUGUACCUUCAGUCAACACAAACUGAUGGAGGACCAGCAGUGGAAUCGCCAAAGACAUCUGUUAAAUCGGAAGUGGUUCCUCUGUCUGCCGGCCUCAGAGUCCAUCAAGUUCAGAGUUCCCCGGUCCUCAUGCAGCAGUCCCAGCACUCGUCUGCACUUCUGAACCACACUCCUACCCCCAGUACCCUGACCAGUCACAGCACAGAAUUAUUAGUGAGCCAUCAAACAGCCAGCGUUUCACCCAGUGUCACUGCAGAAAGCUCAAGGAGAAACCCAGCAACACAAACGACCGCACAGGAAGGAUCUUCCAUGCAAAGUCUUUUCAUUGAUGAAAUCAAUCAAGUGACUUAUAGGAACAGAGUGGUCUCCAUUGAGGAAGCAGAGAGAAAGUUUGAGGAGAAGAGGCAGAAUCUGGAUCAUUAUAAUGGGAAGGAAUUUGAGAAGAUGUUGGAAGAAGCACAAGCCAAUAUCAUGAAGUCCAUUCCCAGCUUAGAGGUGCCAGCCCAGCCCCAGAAAGUGGAGGUUGUAGACAAAUUAGAAGUCACAGAGGUAAACACCAUAACGGAACAAGAUAAUGAUAAGAUAACAAAGUCUCCCCCUCCACCACCUCCUCGUCGUCUGUACCCACCGGGAUCUGGACUGAACAGCGUAUGGACAGCAGAGUCAACAUACCUGGUCAGGAGGGAUAGCAGCAAGGAUUCUGAGGAAGCCCUCCCCAAGGUGCCGUCAAAAAUAGAAACCGAGGAUCUUCAUUCAGCGGAGGCUACAGUCAAGUCUUCGGUCAUAAAGGAUGAGGAUGAAGAAGAGGAAGGGGCAAGGAUUAUGGCUGAACUUCAGGCCUUCCAGAAGUGUUCUUUUGUGGCUGUAAAUCCUAAAAGCCCAAAUGAGCUUUCUAAAGCAGAUAGCCAAGAUUUCAGAGCUACAGCUGUAACCCAAGCUAAAGAAAAGAAGGUGUCAUGCACAGUUUCAAAAGAGUGUUUAAAUGCUGAAAGCCCAGAAGAAAAGUGGAAAAUACAAAAUAUACUAAUUCCAGGAUCUGAUUCUGCAAAGAUUAGGCAGGGGGAAACCAUUGUUGUGAAUGAGAAAUCCACCUACAGUCUGUUUACAGGAAGGGAGAAAUAUAGUGAGAGCCAAACUGAUAAAGAGAUCUCACCUGACAAAGAAUGUGAAAAAGAUGAUGUGUCCCCACUUGUCAGCUCAGGGAUCCUUGAGAAGAGAACCAUCAGAUUUAAUGCAUUAAAAGAACCAGAGAGUGGAAUUCCUCACCCCAAAACAGAAGUGUUAAAUGUCAAAGUUGGGGAUAUUUUGCAUGUAGAGAAGAAGGAAGAGGUGUUAGAAAGUCGCCCGACAGCUUUAAAGUCAUUGAAUGAGCAGGAAAUCUCUUAUAUGGAUGUGGGUCAAACUGUUGUAUUGAGAAAUAAGUCAUCGAGAAGAAGUCUUAGUCAACAACAGUCUGAGGAUACUGAUUCUCCAACAAUGUCACCAACCGAAGCAAAAUCUCCAGCAGAUAAUAUUGCUUUCAUGAUAACUAAAACUAAAGUACAGAUGCUCUCAACUGGAGAGGUUCAGGACAUUGUCAGGCGUAAAGAUGUACAAACUGUCAACAUUGAUAGAGGGAAUAAUGAGAAAAUACUCUCUGGGGAUUUCGAAAACAUAGGAUCUGAAGACCCCUUGGUUUGCACCGACAAGAAACCAGUCAUCAUCAUAUUUGAUGAACCAAUGGAUAUUAAAUCAGCAUAUAAGAGACUUUCAACAAUAUUUGAGGAAGGUGAUGAUGAUCUAGAAAAACAUAUGACAGAGGCCAAAAUAGAUGAAGAAGAGGAAGAUGAAGCAGAGUUAUCUCCAUCCCAAGAAUCAAAGCAGACGUUACCAGUGGAACAUACCACUAAAGUAUCCCCGGAAAGUCCAGGUUUGGAAAGCAAGUACCGAUUCAAUUAUCCAUCUUUAGCCGAAAUGAAAAAGACUAUCUUCGAGGACGCCAACGUCACGCAGACUCAUUUCACAGAUGAUGACAAGUCUGAAGCUUCUGAUGAUCAGUUUGGUCAACGGCAGGAUGUCAAGAAAAAAUUCAAGUUUAAAUUUCCCAAAAAACAGCUCGCGGCUCUCACUCAAGCAAUUCGGACAGGGACAAAAACUGGUAAGAAAACAUUACAGGUUGUGGUCUACGAAGAGGAAGAAGAACCAGAUGGGACUAUAAAACAACACAAAGAAGCAAAGAGAUUUGAAAUUGCAAGAUCCAACAGCAAAGAGGAAAAUGCCAAAUGCAGCAGCGAAGCAGAAGCAGUGAACUUGGAGGCGGACAUUCAGGUGUCAAGGACUGAUGAGAUAAAGAGAACCACAUACAAGAUUCUAGACAGUCUUGAGCAAACUAUAAAGCAGCAAGAAAACCUCAUAAGCGAAAUGGCACCCACAAUGGGGGCAGAUGUUUUAGAAUCUAGAGAGCAAAGAAGAGUCUCCAGUGACUUCAAGUUUGGGGCAGUGGAACCAGUGGAAGAAACAAAACCUGUUCUGGAGACCCCUUCCUCCAUACCUUCUGCAGCACGUAAGGGUUCAAACGGAGGACCACAAACCAGCAGAAUGCCAAUUCCAAUGUCUUCUAAAAGUAGGCAAGCAAGCGUGGACAAAACUAGCAAACAGCCCAAACUGCAGGAGCCGCAGCGUCAGUACAGACAGGCUAACGGAGGUACUAAGAAAGCUGGUGGGGAUGUUAAGGCUUCUACUCCUCCUUUAUCUGUUUCUAAGAUCCCAGCCCUUUCCUCUAACACUGGGAAAAGUGGCUCUGUGCCUGCUCAGCCAAGUGAUACAUCUAACCCCCCUAACCCUCCUGUGAAGUCACAUGUUUCUGUUGCCAAUUCUAACACUCAAGCUAGCCGCACUGUUAACUCCUCAGCCCUCAUACGUCCUGCUCACAAUGGCUCCUCAAAACUUCAGCCCCCACCGACGUAUAAAGGUCACCAUCUUUCAUUCUCACCGCAGGCCUCAAAUGGCAGACCAGCUCUUCCCUCUCCUGCUGCUUCUAGUUCUUCUUCUCCUUCUUCUGUCUCUCCUACUUCACUGACUCAAGGUGUGAAGAGCGUCCGCACAAUCCACACACCUAGCUUCACCAGCUACAAGUCACAGAACGGAAAUGCAAGCAAAGGCCUGAAUGCAAAGGAGACCUCUUAAGCUCACCAUGUCUGUUACUAGGUCCACCACGUGAUGCCAACAAGUCCACACUCUGCAGCUCAUGAGCACAGACUAACAAGAGUCCAGCCAAACCUGUUGCUAUUGUUCAUUCAACCUCCUUCUUUUAGAGUCAUGGAGCUUGACUACGAAUGCGUGUGUGUGUGUGUAAAUAUUCAUAAACUGUGUGUGUGCGUGUGCAUGCGUGAAGAGGAACAGGUGAAAGAAACAAGAUUGCGAGGACAGAGAUUAUUUUAUAUUAAAUAUUUUUUAACUAUGAAGUCUGCAACAACAAAAAUGCUAGCAUGAAAUUUUAUCUGCAAAAAAAAAAAAAAAAAAAGCUAUUUUCUUUUACUUUAAUGCUGGCUAAAAUGAAAGAUUUCUAUUUUUGUCAACUGUACAUCACGUUGCUUUAGAUGAUCAUUUUACCAUUAUAUUUUCAUAUUGAUACAGUGUAUUUUGUUUGAAGAGUCGAGCAGAAAAACUGGGUUAGCCAGUAAUAAAUGAGGUUGCCAAGCUGAUGCUAGUAAUGACUUCGAUUCGGCUUAGGGAUUGAGGGAAGUUCUCCAGCUGGACUUUAUGAUCCCUAGUCUGCUCUAACAUGUCCUCCCUUCUAUAGAACCCUCCUUACAGACAAGGUAUAAUAAGCCUAUAAACAGCUUUUCCCUCUAUUGGGUAUCAGAGUUCAGCCAGUGGCUUCUCAUACAGUACAUAGAUAUGGCCCCCGCCCCAUUGGAUUUUAUUUCAAAUUCUAUUUACAUCCUAAAGAGCAAUUGAGAUUAAAAUGGCUAUUUAUCAAAUUCUAUUUUCUUUUUUUUACUGCCUGUCGUGUCCUUUCUUGGGUUUUG